ACCCGAGCCGUCGAGAAGCCGAGACUGGGUCCCCCACAGACGAAUGUGCCUUCCCAUCAGCCCCUGCUCUGGGUCCCGGGGACCCUGGCGUCACUGGUUCGAACACAGGGAGCGUCUCGGGCGCUCUAGGGGUACUUCCAAGUGGGCAGAAGGCCCCUGCGGGGAAGAGCGAGCUUCACCACUUGCUCCGCAUUUUCUCCAUCAACUACUACCUGUCCCUGGGAUCUGUCCAGUCGCCCAGCUAAAGCGCUCAGCAGGUCAGCAGCGCGGCGAGCUUCCAUGCAGGCGCGGGGUCUGGGGCUCCUGGAUCUCUGUGUCCCAUUUCACAGAGAUUGCCACCUACUGCCGCCUGCUAGAGGACGGGGAGGACUUCAAUCUUGGUGGUAUUCUGGACAGCAGCAAAUACUUGCAAAGCAUCCAAAAGACCAACACCCACAGGAUAGUGGACGGCAAAGUGGUGUCUGAGACCAACAUCACAGACGUUUUGAGGUGCUAAGCCAGCAGAAGCAAGGUCCCUUUGCGGAGCGGGAGGGCAAUAAAAACUUCUGUGGUCAAAAAUAAAAAUUACCUUCGCAUCACAGAAGUGUUUUCCUCAUGCAAAUGUAAUAUAGAUUCAUUAAUACAUAGAUGUGGAAAUUAGGGCAAUUUCCACAACUACUCACCCAGAGAGGAUUAAAAAAAUAAUUGGCCACCAACUAAUUAAACAAAUACACAAGUCGUAAAUAA
Messenger RNA from Symphalangus syndactylus (siamang), 726 nucleotides. Its product is annotated as keratin, type I cytoskeletal 18-like. The record is from RefSeq and is a predicted model, not a curated record. NCBI's taxonomy places the organism in Eukaryota, Metazoa, Chordata, Mammalia, Primates, Hylobatidae.